GACCCGGAAGCGCCGCCCCCCGCGGCGGGGGGGACUCGGAGCCAUCGCGGCUGCGCGGGGACGGAGCGGCGCGUGCCGGCCGGGGCUGCCCCGGGCUGCAGCUCACUGAUAAGAUUGCACAGCUUGUGAUUCUGCACUGUUGUCUGAGUUCAGCAUCAGCUGCCUUUCCUCUGCUGCAAGAUGCCAGCAGCUCUUGCAGAGAACAGCCAGGUUAUCUGUGAAGUAUGGGCCAACAACCUGGAGGAAGAGAUGAGGAAAAUUCGGGAGAUCGUUCUGAGUUACAGCUACAUUGCCAUGGACACAGAGUUUCCUGGAGUUGUUGUCAGGCUGAUCGGGGAAUUCCGCAGUUCCACAGACUACCAGUACCAGCUCCUGCGGUGUAACGUCGACCUGCUGAAAAUUAUCCAGCUGGGCCUAACUUUCACAAAUGAGAAGGGGGAAUAUCCUUCUGGCAUCAACACCUGGCAGUUUAACUUCAAAUUCAACCUCACGGAGGACAUGUACUCUCAGGAUUCCAUAGACCUCCUUGCCAGCUCUGGGCUGCAAUUCCAGAAGCACGAAGAAGAAGGGAUUGACACCCUGCAUUUUGCUGAGUUGCUGAUGACAUCUGGGGUUGUCCUAAGUGACAGUGUGAAAUGGCUCUCCUUCCACAGUGGUUAUGAUUUUGGCUACAUGGUGAAGUUGUUGACAGAUUCCAAGUUACCGGAAGAGGAACAUGAAUUUUUCCAUAUCUUGAACCUUUUCUUCCCAUCUAUCUAUGAUGUGAAGUACUUAAUGAAAAGCUGCAAAAACCUCAAGGGUGGCCUUCAGGAAGUGGCAGAUCAGCUGGAUUUGCAGCGAAUUGGACGACAACACCAGGCAGGAUCAGACUCUCUUCUCACAGGAAUGGCGUUCUUCAGAAUGAAAGAGUUGUUUUUUGAGGAUACAAUUGACGAUGCAAAGUAUUGUGGGCGACUGUAUGGCCUUGGCACGGGGGUGGCUCAGAAACAAAAUGAAGAUGUGGACUCAGCCCAAGAGAAAAUGAGCAUUUUGACCAUUAUCAACAACAUGCAGCCGUGAUGAGCGGUGCCCCCCAGCAGAACAUGUUUACCACAUUGGCAGCUGCUGUCCUCAACCUUUUUCCCUAAUAGUGUCUCAAACAAAAGGCCUCUCCAGUCCACAGGCUGAGCAAGGCCUGCAGUGUUGCUGAAGAGCUGCUUCUUCAUUUGAAACCCAGAAGAGUUGACUGAAUUCCUAAUACCAGCAUUUGUGGUUUGCCAUAUUUUUAAUACCAAGGCCAAAGGACAGAA
Molecule: messenger RNA, 1289 nt
Organism: Lepidothrix coronata (blue-crowned manakin)
Lineage: Eukaryota; Metazoa; Chordata; Aves; Passeriformes; Pipridae
Gene: CNOT8
Product: CCR4-NOT transcription complex subunit 8
Exons: 7
Coding region: 181-1059 (292 amino acids)
Cellular component (GO): P-body; CCR4-NOT complex; CCR4-NOT core complex
Molecular function (GO): poly(A)-specific ribonuclease activity; nucleic acid binding
Source: RefSeq, a predicted model, not a curated record